Gadus macrocephalus (Pacific cod) is the source of this 1594-nucleotide messenger RNA. RefSeq names its product nuclear receptor subfamily 0, group B, member 1 (gene nr0b1). Bases 208 to 1113 code for a protein of 301 amino acids. Gene Ontology annotation, molecular function: transcription corepressor activity; transcription factor binding. Gene Ontology annotation, cellular component: nucleus; cytoplasm. Lineage: Eukaryota; Metazoa; Chordata; Actinopteri; Gadiformes; Gadidae. The transcript is spliced from 2 exons. Gene Ontology annotation, biological process: negative regulation of transcription by RNA polymerase II. The record is from RefSeq and is a predicted model, not a curated record.
ACUUGGAGGUGGAAUAUGUAAAAAAUUUAAACAAGUUCUCAUCGCACGAGGACAGACGGGAGCAAAUAUAAAUGUGCUGCCGUUCCCGCGAGGCUAUCAGGGGCUCAGAAAAACAGCACCCUCUGUCACUGACCUCCGACGGGCUUCAAAGACACCGCCAGGCGGGCAUCGCGCGCCUCAAUCCCCCAUGUAGAGCUGCCAACUGCCAUGGCCACUGUCGAGGGCUGCCACUGUCGGGGGGCCGCCGGUGGCCGGAACAACAGCAGCAUCCUGUACAGCAUUCUGAAGAGUGACAGCCUGCUGUCGAGCGACGAGCACCCGCAGCAGCACGCGCUGCAUCACCUCGUGCACAAGACCACCACCACCUCGUCGUCUACCUCCACAAGCUCUUCUUCUUCUUACGCCCCGACUGCGCUGCUCGAGCUCCGGCAACAGGCUUGCUCGUGCAACUCCACGCGGCGUCGCGGGAUUCUUCGCGCCCCGCAGGUCACGUGCAAAGCGGCGUCCGCGGUGCUCGUGAAGACGAUACGCUUCGUGAAAAACGUGCCGUGUUUUCGCGAGUUACCGGAGGACGACCAGCUGGUGCUCGUGCGGAGCGGGUGGGCCGCGCUGCUCGUCUUGGGGCUCGCGCACGACCGGGUCGAUUUCGAGACGACGGAGACGGUGGAGCCCAGCAUGCUGCAGCGCAUCCUCACUGGGUUACCGGACAGGCAGAGCGAGGUGGCGCCGGCCGAGCCGAGCAGGGGUGUCGCGGCCGGGGUCUGCCUAGUGGACAUCCAGGCUAUCAAAGCGUUCCUGAAGAAGUGCUGGACUCUGGAUAUCAGCACUAAGGAGUACGCGUACCUGAAAGGAGCCGUUCUCUUCAACCCUGACGUACUGGGCUUGCGCUGUCUGCACUACAUACAGUCGCUGCGGCGGGAGUCGCACCAGGCACUCAACGAGCACGUGAAGCUCAUCCACCGGGAGGACAGCACGCGCUUCGCGAAGCUGCUGAUCGCGCUGUCCAUGCUGCGCGCAAUCAGCCCCCCGGUGGUGGCGCAGCUCUUCUUCAAGCCCGUGAUCGGCGCCGUCAACAUGGAAGAGGUGCUGCUCGAGAUGUUCUACGGGAAGUAGCCCGGAAGAAGGGCGUGCGCGUGGACCAAAGGGCGGGAAAGAGGGGUGCGUGUGUGUGUGUGUGUGUGUGUGUGUGUGUGUGUGUGUGUGUGUGUGUGUGUGUGUGUGUGUGUGUGUGUGUGUGUGUGUGUGUGUGUGUGUGUGUGUGUGUGUGUGUGUGUGUGUGGGAGGUGAGGAGGGCGGGGGGAUUGCGUUUAUGAGUUGUUAUAUGGACUGUAAAUAUCAAACCACGAGAUUAUGACGACAGGAAAUGAGCGAUUAGAUGAAAGCCAGCCUUGAAUAGAUCUUUUAAGACUGCGAUACUUCAUCAAAGCACACAAAGAGUUGUGUUUGUCCGUGUACGUGCACGAAUCAUUGUGGUUCGCGAAGGCCAUUGACUCAAUGAUGCAGAGAGAGAAAACAAAUAAGGUAGAGCUGCUGGAAUUCAUAACUUAUUUCUUUUUGUAUAAGAUAUUUUUGUAUAAUAAAACGCUAAACAGUU